This is a messenger RNA of Rhizoctonia solani, 2613 nucleotides long. RefSeq names its product CHAT domain protein. The transcript has 3 exons. NCBI's taxonomy places the organism in Eukaryota, Fungi, Basidiomycota, Agaricomycetes, Cantharellales, Ceratobasidiaceae. Gene Ontology annotation, molecular function: protein binding. The coding region runs from base 1 to 2613 and encodes 870 amino acids. The record is from RefSeq and is a predicted model, not a curated record.
AUGCAACAUGAAGAACCCAGCAUUGACGAAUUGGUAGAAAUAAUGUCUGAUAUGCUCUCUAUCGAUCUUGAAGAUCCCCAGAACUCUCAGAUGCGGGCCGCCCUCCAGGGAGGGAUGUACGGAAAGCGAUACGACCGUCUGGGCGAAAUAUGCGACAUUGACAACGCAAUAAAAUACACACAGAUGGCGAUUUCUCUUUCACCCGAGGAUUACCCAGGCCUGGGUGCAUCCUAUGGUUCCCGGUUCGAGCGUCUAGGAGCUCUGAAUGAUAUCGAGAAAGGGAUUGAAUAUGGUUCUCGCGGAGUCUCUCUGACUCCGGACGAUCACCCCGACUUGCCGAGCCGACUCACCAACAUGGGAUGUUUAUACGAGGUCCUGUUUGAGCACGUUGGUGAAAUGGAUGACCUAAAAAAGGCAAUCCAGUAUCGCUCUCGUGCAGUUGAGUUGACUCCUGAGGAUCAUCCAGGCUUGCCGAACCGACUUGCUGGACUUGGAAUGUCAUACAAAUACCGAUAUAUGCGCCUAGAUAAAUUGGAUGACCUCGAAAAGGCAAUCGAAUACGCUUCGCUUGCGGUCACGAUAACUCCCGAAGACCAUCCCGAUCUCUCGUACUGGCUUGCCAACCUAGCGACAUCCUAUGCCUGCCGAUAUCACCGCCUUCGCGAACCAGAGGAUUUGGAGAAGGUUAUUAAAUAUAAAUACUACACGGUCACCCUAACCCCGGAUGAUCAUCCAUACCAAGCGUCUCGACUCGCCGAGCUGGGGAAAGCAUACAGUGACCGAUUUGAGCUACUAGGAGACCAGAGCGACAUGGAGAAGGCAUUCGAAUAUAAAUCCUUGGGACUGCUCUUGACCCCCGAAGGGCAUCCCGGUUUACCUCUGCAACAUAACAACCUAGCACUCCUUCACAUUCAGGCUUAUGGAAGAACCGGCGAGGAUCUCCAUCUGAAACAUGCGUUGGACUCCUUCCGCGAAGCGACCAGAUCGCUGACCGGGUCGCCUCGCGAUAAGUUUCAGUACGCUUUGAAAUGGGCCAAGCUUGCAUCUCAAUUGGACUCUCUGAACGCCAUUGAAGCUUACCAAACAACGAUGAAUCUUCUACCUCAGUUUAUAUGGCUAGGUACCACAACCGCGCAGCGUUAUCAAGAUCUAGAGGAGGUACAAAAUUUAGCAGUCAACGCGGCCUCUGUUGCCAUCCGCUCUUCGAAUUACAAACUAGCUCUAGAAUGGCUCGAAGAUGCUCGAUGCGUAGUUUGGAAUCAGAGCCUCAUGCUUCGCUCGCCUCUUGACGAACUUCAGUCCUCUUAUCCAGAGGUAGCCGCACGACUUCAGACCACCGCUAGUAAGCUUCAUAGUGCCAGCUCCGAGCCGCGAGAGCCCCAGACAGUCGCUUCUGGAUCAAUGAAUCCAACACAAACGGCCCAAGAACAUCGUCGUCUAGCACAAGAAUAUAGCAACCUACUCUCUCAGGCCCGUGAGCUUCCGGGUUUCGAGGAUUUUCUUCAACCAAUGAAAGCUGACCGACUUGUCCGUGCCGCCAGAUACGGGCCUAUUGUAGUAAUCAAUUGCCAUGCAGAGCGUUCUGAUGCACUAGUCAUAUUCCCUGGCCAAGAAGUUAUCAAACACAUUCAUCUUGCUGAUUUUACUGGGUCAAAAGCAGAGCGAGCUCACUCGGAAAUGGACAAAUCGCUCAGUGCCCAGUAUUUAAGGGAGCGUGGUUUUAAGCCUCUUGGCGAACCUGAACAAAAAGACAAUUUCGGAAAGGUGCUGGCACUUCUUUGGUAUGAGGUUGUCAAGCCAAUUUUAGACUCUUUGGGCUAUAUGAAUAAUUCGUCGGCAGAAAAUAUGCCGCAUAUAACCUGGUGCCCAACCGGUCAACUUUCCUUCUUGCCGUUGCAUGCUGCUGGAGAUUAUGACAAGUCCGGGUCACGAGUCUUCGAUUACGUCGUCUCUUCCUAUACACCAACACUUACCGCCCUUCUGAACUCUACUCCCACUUCACUCACCCAUGACUCUCGAAUGCUCGCAAUCGCCCAACCAGGUACGCCAGGGUGUACUCCACUGCCCGGUACCAUCAAGGAGCUCGAGAGGAUCAAGAUGCAUGCAAAUGAUAGGUUACAGUACUCGCAACUCAUCGAUUCUCAAGCGACAACAAGUGUGGUGCUUGACCAGAUGGAACAACAUGGUUGGGUGCAUCUUGCUUGCCAUGCUCAUCAGAACGUGAUAAAUGCGACCAAGAGCGGAUUCUUCUUGCACAACGGGACGCUUGAUUUGGCAGCCAUCAAUCGACGGUCAUUUACGAAGAAGGGACUGGCAUUUCUAUCGGCGUGUCAGACUGCGAAGGGAGACAAGAAACUCCCAGACGAAGCUGUGCAUCUGGCAUCUGGCAUGCUGAUGGCUGGUUAUUGUAGUGUCAUUGGGACGAUGUGGUCUGUGGCUGACGACGACGCGCCAUUCAUUGCGGAUAGGGUCUAUCCUCAGCUGAUAGAGGGUGGUAAGCUUGGAGAGGGUGAAGCGGGGAAAGCGCUCCAUAAAGCCGUUGCGGAGCUGCGUGAGAGAGUUGGGGAGAAUAAGUUUGGCCGUUGGGUGCCGUACAUCCACAUAGGCUCUUAG